Messenger RNA from Crotalus tigris (Tiger rattlesnake), 4993 nucleotides. It is a transcript of the gene RAB9B, whose product is annotated as RAB9B, member RAS oncogene family. Gene Ontology annotation, cellular component: late endosome; phagocytic vesicle; lysosome. Gene Ontology annotation, molecular function: GTP binding; GTPase activity. Bases 2453 to 3058 code for a protein of 201 amino acids. The transcript is spliced from 2 exons. NCBI's taxonomy places the organism in Eukaryota, Metazoa, Chordata, Lepidosauria, Squamata, Viperidae. The record is from RefSeq and is a predicted model, not a curated record. Gene Ontology annotation, biological process: retrograde transport, endosome to Golgi.
AAUUCACAAGGUUGAUGCUACAUGGAACAAAACUGACUGAAUCUAGAUGUUCUGCUUCAGAAACCACGAAGCCUCCUCCCAAAGCCUUCAACCUGACCAGGCACAGAGGAGCCCCAACCUCAUCUAGACAUGGGCAAUCUUGCAGGCAACUCCUGGAGCCAGAGUUGAGGUGAAACCUUGGGGGAGAAAAGUUACUGGAUUUCUUGCUCCUUAAUAAUUCACUGCUGCAUCCCAGGAACUCAGGCACUUUGGCUGCCUCAUCAGUAGAAAGCCCCAUUUCCACAUCCUGGGUACAAACAGCCUAUUUCCUCCUGCACCCCACUGCACUGAUUCACUUGUGCUUAUAUUCUGCAGAGAUCAGAGUGAUUCUCUGUGGGAUCUCAGCUCCAUAGGAAAGAUCACACUGGCUGAAAGAGGUUUUGGAAUGGCCAUUUCCAGAAAGCAUGGGGCUGGUGUGCACUUAACCAAUGCUCACUCUAAGGAUGGGCCGGGGGCAUGUGAGGGGAACCCAGCCCAUCUCGUUAAUUUAGGUCCAUGAUCAGCAUAUGUUCAGAAAGCGUGUGCAUUUAGGGACCACGCUGAACUGCUCUGCAAGGCCGUUGGGGUCUGCUGUGGCCAUUAGUGAGAUGCAGCAGCCUGGAAGCCUUGGGGGCCACUUGCUGCAGCAGCCUGCUGACCCCAUUCAUCACGCUUCACCAUCUGAAUGCUUCUAAGAGCCCCUUUGUAUGGCAGCAACAACAGGCCCUGCCCUGCCAAGUAGCUGUUUGCUUUCCAGGUGUGUGCUUCAGUUAACAAAAAUGUGCGCCUGAUCUUUGCUCCCCAGUGGAAGGUCAGGAGUGGGAGGCCGCUCCUUGCACACAGAACAGAUCCGACAGGUCCGGGCUAGCUCGACAAGCGGGAGACGUCGCCUGCCUUUUUCUGCGCAGCCAGCCAAAGGCGAUGGCCCCAGAGCAGAGCCAACCCCGCCUCUUCCCCCUCGAAGAUCGACUGGUAGGGAAUUACCCGGCAGCCCCAGGCUUUGCUGUGUGCUCCGAAUCGCAAUUGUGAGAUGGGAGGCUAUAUACACCGCUUUCCUUAAUGCGCCGGGCCACUCACAGCCGCCGGCCUGAACCUUCUUCCUGCAGAGCUGAGCGCAGCUGGAAGCGGCGGGGCUGCGUUGGAAUAAAGGAGCCGCCCUCCGAAGCGCUGGGCCCGGCUCGGUGUUCGCGCAACACGUUGGUCCAGGCGGAGCCGAAGCAGCAACUUGCUUCCGUGAGCCUCGUUCUCUGUGGCCGAGUCCUGGCUCCGUGCCCCGCUCAAGACAGGCAACUGCCGCGCCCGGGACCUUGAAAGGAGGCGAUGGUUCCGCGCAGCCAGGCGGGCCCCUGCGGGACAGACAGAUUCAUGCCACGUGCUUCUUUCAUACUUGGUCUCGCCCCGCCCCUGCACUCUCCUCCCUGCACCCGCCCAUUCCGCCGGUCUGGCGGAGUGGUAGGUGGCCCUUCUGGAACUCCGCCAGAGGUUGCCGCUGCGGGUCGGAGCCGCCCGCUAGCAAUGCCGCCCACGUCCCUCCGCGCUGAGCGGCCGCCCUUCCUCUGGCGCGCGAUGCCGCCGUCGGCGCCAGAGGCUCGCAGUACCGGGCCUGGGGAGCCGCGUGCCGCCCGCGCAUGCGCACAGGAGAUGCCGGGCCCCUGAGGCUGCUGCGGAGUCGCGGGCUGGCUCGGCGGGCGGAAGAGACGGAGCGGCGGGCUCGAGCCCAGCCUGGCUGCGGGCUCCGGGACGAGCCAGAACCUCCUGGUGAGGAAGAGAUCGAGCGGGGCGGAGAAGCUUUCUUGCAGCUUUCCGCGGGCGGGUCAGGGUUGGUUGUCAGCCGCUGACGCCGGACAGAGAUGCCUGGGGUGGAGCGGAGGAUGCGGCGGCUGGGACUGGCCACCCCCCUCCCCUCCGGGCCCUCGGCCGCUGUGCAGACUCCCUCCUCCGGCUCCAGGCCCGAUGCGAGGCCCGGACACGCCCGCGCCAACAGCUUGGCAGAACCGAUGAGGGGCAUCGAGGCGGCUGGCGCCCCUCAGCAGGAUGUGCGAGCAAGACGGAGCAAGACGGAAAGGCCAGGGCGAAGCGGUUCUGGGGCGCGGGCUUCCCGGCUUGUAGCUGAUAUCGGUACGCAGGUUGCGGUGCGUCCGGCCGUUUGCGGGCGCCCGCCAGGUCCAGAGGGACUGUCCUCCCGAGCGUGGCUCUCCCUGCCUUCCAGAUCAAAUCCGAGGACCGGUGGAAGCCCUUCCUCAGCCAGCCGGGCCAAGGUGCUCAGAGCUACCAACCAGCCAGCCGCGCCUGGGAAGGCCUAACGCCAGCAGGGCUUUGGCUCCUGGGAGUUGGCCCUGGGGCCCCUGCCAGCCACGAGCGUCGCCUUCUCUUCUUCCAGCCCAGUUCCCAGGUAGGAAGUUCCCCAGAAAAGCUUGCUGCUGCCAGAACCACCAUGAGCGGGAAGUCUCUGCUGCUGAAAGUCCUCCUCCUAGGUGACGGGGGCGUUGGCAAGACCUCCCUCAUGAACCGCUAUGUCACUCACAAAUUUGACUCCCAGGCCUUCCACACCAUUGGGGUGGAGUUCCUCAACCAGGACCUGGAAGUGGAUGGACGCCUUGUGACUCUGCAGAUUUGGGACACGGCAGGGCAGGAGCGCUUCAAGAGCCUGCGGACGCCCUUCUACCGCGGUGCAGAUUGUUGCCUCUUGACCUUCAGCAUUGAUGACCGCCAGAGCUUCGAGAAUCUGGGCCAUUGGCAGAAAGAGUUUGCCUGCUACGCCAAUGUGAAAGAUCCAGAGCAUUUCCCCUUUGUGGUGCUGGGCAACAAGGUGGACAAGGCUGAGAGGCAGGUGACAGCAGAGGAGGCCCGGGCAUGGUGCCUGGCACAUGGCAACUACCCUUACCUGGAGACAAGUGCCAAGGUUGAUACAAAUGUGGCAGUGGCUUUUGAGGAAGCAGUGAGGCAGGUGUUGGCCUUGGAAGAGCAGCUGGAGCACUCUGUGUUGGGCCAGACGGUCAGUCUGCAUCCCAGUGCCAAGCCCGGCUCUUCGUGCUGCUGAGAGGUGCCAGACGAGAACUGGCUGCUGUUUACAGAGGGAGGAAGGGGAGUUCCUGAGCUAGACAGCAACCCAAUGGGGACCCAGGGUUCUUGGAUUUUCUGUUUAGUCCACUGAGCCCCUUACUGGUCAAACUGCCCUAGUGUAGCAGCUCAGCCUUCUGAUCAUGCAGCAUCAGGUUGGACCCUCGCAGAGGGCACUUCCUGUCCUCACCCUGCCCUGUGAGUUGUAGAGACACAGGGCCAGGAUCCUUUGUCCCAUAUCCCUCACCUCUGAGCAGAGCCAGGGAAAGCAAGAAUUGCUGGAGCUGUUACACAGUCACCUGGUGGCAAGCAGGCUGAGUCAUGUGGGGCUUUGUGGCCAAGGUGUAUUGUGCUAAUGGGGGCAGUGCAAAUGGGGGGGGGGCAGCUGAGCAGAAUCAGCCCAUCUCUAUGGCUACUGUUAGUGCCAAGCAACAGGAGACCACUUCCACCUCUUCUGCCUUUGCUCCUGUUGAGUCCCCUGGAGAUUGCUGCAAGUGCCUCACCCGGAAGCGGGGGAUAAACCUCACUUCGACGUUGGAAGCAGAUGGCUCUGAGCUGAAUCUGUGGCGACAGACUUAACUUGGCUAGCGUAUAUGUAGGUGUGUAUGCUUAAACUCAGUGAAUCCAAAGUGUGGCCCAUUUAUGUGGCCAUGUUGAAUUGCUGAGCAGAGCAAAGAUCAAUGCCAUUCCCUCCAUUCUGCUUUGGGGGGGGGGGGAACUGGCCAAAUUGUACAUCGCCACCAAUUGCACCAUUCUAAGGGGAGUUCUUAGCUCUCCGAGGUUCCAGAUGCCUGGCCUCUUUAGCAAAGGAGGCUGAGUUCCUUAGAAAUACGGAUUCUGUGCUAAACAAAUGCUGGAAGAGCUCUGUCCCCCUCAGGCUGUUCUGGAAAUGAGGACCUCCCACCGCCUAAAAAAAUGGUAUAGGAGAAAGGCGAGCUUCUCCGGGGGCCUUUUGGCCAAAGAACUGAGCCCAUGAAAGCACCUUGUGAUAGGCCCAUGGAGCUCAGCUUGUCAUUCAUGUUCACGAUUGUGGGCAAACCACCUUCCUCUACAAGCCACACUCUGGCCAUUCCCCCACUGUCUUUGGGGUCCAGCAGAGGUGGCUUCAGGAGUGGGGCAGUUAGGAUGUGGCAAAACCCUUGAACUAAUUUUGUACCCAGAGCCAUGAUAAGAGAAGCCCCAGCCCAGCUGCAUCUGUCGUGGUGUUCUAAGAGGAGACGUGACGUGACAGAGAUAGCUUUUCUGUUGACUAUGAAUGAAGAAGGGAAAACUGCCAAGCACGUGAACAGAGUUGUGUGUAAUCACGCCUCCCAUGUGUUCUGUGCAUCUUUUGUGACAAGAUUAAUACAUUUAAGGUGCAGUUCCAAAUGCAGUAAUUUUUCGUUCAUUUCAAAGGGAAAUUUACUCCUAGUGUUAGAAGUAUGUUUUUUUCAAAGCUGUCUUCAGAGAGCGUCAUGUCAAUCUGCUACAGCUAAACCAAACCAGUACACUAAUAAAGAUGGAUUUCAGAAACCAUCUUAAAAAUGGCAAGUUCUUUCACAUCCGAAAGGAGCCUGCUUUGCCUGAACUAUCUCACGCCUUGCCCUCCAGUGUAAUCCAUCCUGCCUGCUGAUGAAGACAAUUGAUCUGAAAAAGUGGGCUCUGAUUCCUAAAACUUACCAUGCUAGAUUAGCUGCCCGCAUGGCAUCACAAAGCACCCUGAUCAUCUAUCUCCUUACCAGGCACCCUUUUCGAAGGCCUGCAGGAAAGUUGCUAUUGUUCACAUUUUGUUCUUGCUGGCCCUACAGCUGCUCUUCCAGUUUUCCCCCUGAUCAUCUGGGGUUGCUACAAGUCUAAUAGUCAUGAGUUAGCAGUAAGAAGGCAACAGAUAAAUGUAUUUUGGGCAGCAAAAGGUGAUUAAAUCCAUAUGAUGCCA